Phodopus roborovskii (desert hamster) is the source of this 1160-nucleotide messenger RNA. RefSeq names its product carbonic anhydrase 4 (gene Ca4). Lineage: Eukaryota; Metazoa; Chordata; Mammalia; Rodentia; Cricetidae. Gene Ontology annotation, cellular component: plasma membrane. The transcript has 8 exons. The record is from RefSeq and is a predicted model, not a curated record. Gene Ontology annotation, molecular function: carbonate dehydratase activity; zinc ion binding. Bases 113 to 1036 code for a protein of 307 amino acids.
UCCCUCCGGUCGUGGCGCUGCUAUAAAGCCUCAACCGGCAUGAUCGCGACGCCUGCGGUCCCUUCUUCGGUGCCUGACCCAGCGCUAGGCAGCGUCUUUGUCCUCAAGCACCAUGCAGCUGCUUCGUGCUCUGCUGGCGCUGGCUUACGCAGUCAGCUAUACCACAGCCGCACACUGGUGCUAUGAGAUCCAGGCCAAGGAACCCAACAGCCACUGCCAGGGACCUGCUGACUGGACUGGGGACUGUAAGAAGACCCACCAAUCCCCCAUCAACAUUGCCACCACAGAGGCCAAGGUGAACCCCAACCUGAAACCCUUCACUUUCAUUGGCUAUGACCAAAAGAAGAAGUGGGUUGUCAAGAACGAUGGACACUCAGUGAAAAUGAUGCUGGGGAAUGGAAGCUUCAUUGCUGGAGGAGACCUGCCUACACAGUACCAGGCUGUACAGCUGCAUCUGCACUGGUCGCAGGAGUCUGACAGGGGCUCAGAACACAGCAUUGACGGGAAACACUUUGCCAUGGAGAUGCACAUCGUACAUGAGAAGGGGGCAUCGAGCAAUAAAGAGAAGGAUUCCAAGGACAAGAUUUCGGUGCUGGCAUUCAUGGUCGAGGUGGGAGACGAGAUGAACCCGGGCUUCCAGCCCCUCGUGGAGGCGCUGUCCCAUAUCUCCAAACCCAAUACAAACGCCACAAUGAGGGAGAGCUGUCUGCAGGACAUGCUUCCUAAGAAGGAGGAACUGGUUCACUAUUUCCGUUACCCGGGCUCACUGACCACCCCGGACUGUGACGAGACGGUCAUCUGGACGGUGUUCAAGGAACCCAUUAAGCUCCACAAAGACCAGUUCCUGAAAUUCUCCAAGGAGCUGUACUAUGACGAAGAGAAGAAACUGACUAUGAAAGACAACGUGAGACCCCUGCAACAGCUGGGAAACCGCCAGGUGUUCAAGUCCCAUGCCCCGGGACAGCUGCUGUCUUUACCCCUGACUACCCUGUUGGUCCCUACACUCACAUGUUUGGUGACCAGCUUCCUCCAAUGACGGACUACUUCUGGAUAUGUGACCUCUGACCUAUAGAGGACAUGGCUUCGCUUUCUUUGCAGGUUGGACUUUGGGGACUGUUAAAAUACGAGUAGCUGGCUGUGGAGGUGUACACCUUUAACCC